ACGAGGAGGAAAUCUGUGAGCGAUCAAUUGAUGGAAAUUGAUAGUUAUUAUUUUUUCUCCCAGAAUAAAUACAUGAGUAUUUUUGAAGAGUUUUAAAAGUCUUUCUCAACUAAAGAAGCGCACACGCACGAGCACAGUGUGGAAAUGCCGCGUGUUGUGCAAUAAAAUCGGCAGAUACGCCACAUAGUAGAGCGCGAGAGGAGCGCGCGUGCAGCCCGGCGGAUCUGUGGACCAACUGUGACAAACUGACGAGUUAACCCGUUUGGCUCCGUUCACGAGGCUGUCAGGGAAACACGCGCGCGGAGCCCAAAGCGAUCGGGCACUCCACAUAACCUUAUACCCCCCCUCCAAAAGAAAAAAAAUAGAAAAACCUCCACCCCCCCUUCCUCCACCUACUGUCGCCAUUUUAUACAUUGGCGACUUCAUCUAAACUGGCUCCACCACAGCGCCAGAUGAAAACGCAACAGCGAUAUAUCAUUUCGGUCAAAACGUUACCUGUCUGCCGCUGUCAGGGAGGAGUAGAAGCCGCGAUGGCGCUGUCUCAAAUCAUAGACGAUUCUCCUCUGAGGCUGGGUCCAAACCACGCCAAGAACGACGGGCCGAACCUCCAGGAGCUGUACAACGAGCGGCACCGACUGGCUCUGGAGGAGUUACUGUCAGGAGGGCUUGAGAACUUUCAGGAGUUCCUGAAGCGGGAGAGGAUUCCCAACUUUCUGUCGGACAAUGAGAUCCAGGCGAUCCGGAGCGCCGCCGUGCCCCCGCGGUGCGUGUCGCUCCACGGGGACGAGCCGGCGCUGGAGCAGUCGCUCAGCAGCUCGAUGGACUGCUCCUCCGUCACCUACUUCCCCGAAGUGUCUGACGUGGAGCCGCCGCUGCUGGAGAUCGGAUGGCCCGCCUUCACCGCGGGGUCUUACCGGGGAGUCACGAGGGCCGUGGCUCACUUCCAGCCCGGCUAUGGAGAGAACAUUUACAGCUGCAAGGAGGCUGCCAGGCGCAUGAUUAGAAGCGCCAGAGAGGUGAUAGCCGUAGUGACCGAUGCCCUCACAGACCUGGACAUCUUCAAGGACCUUCAGGAGGCCUGCACAGCCCGCAGGGUCCCCGUCUACAUCCUGCUGGAUCAAUCGUGUGCGCCAGCUUUCCUGAAGAUGUGCAGGAACCUCGGCAUUCGCCUGGACGACCUUCAUCUAAUGAGAGUGCGAACCAUCACCGGUACGACUUAUUACAUGAGAUCUGGAGCCAGGAUUACCGGGGAAGUUCACGAGAGGUUCAUGCUGAUCGAUGGGAACAGAGUGGCUACAGGUUCUUACAGGUUUAACUGGUCCGAUGGUAAACUGAACAGCAGCAACCUGAUUGAGCUCUCUGGUCAAAUCACGGAGAAGUUUGAUGAGCAAUUCCGCAUCCUUUAUGCCCAAUCUUUGCCUGUGAACAAUCGUGGACAUUUAAGUUUCUGUGGUAGCAGCCUCUCCGAGCCCCUCCUCAUCAAACCGUCGGUGGCCUCAUCCCCACAUGUGGUUAGAGAUAGACACGCCGAACCAGUCUGCGUGACGAGCACGCCCUCCCGUAAGCCCCGAACACCAGCGCCGCAGCCUCAAUUUGAUGGCUCGUCUCCAGAUCACGGUAAGACCGGCACCGCCGCCUCCGAAUCCGUGGAUGGAGACUGGAAGCAGCAGAUGCAGGAGAAGAUUCUUGCCGGCUGCACGACGCAGCCUUUCCCUGCAAAUCUGAUCUCCUGCCACGCCUCAACGCAGACCAGCCAGUCAGUGACCGACAGCGACACCCAGACCGACCUGCAGCUAGCGCAGCAGACGCCAGCAAGCACAGCACCAGUCCACAACUCCUCCUCCGGGCCGGUCCCGGCCACCCAGGCAGCUCCAGACACCACUUUAAAGGACUGCUUCCUGGAACUGACCAAAGAGCGUCGGUAUCACUACUCUGCCAUCCGCUCCAAACUGGAACACAUGGUGACCGCCCUGUCUCAGAGGCCAGAGCUGGCCGAUGUCACCAAUCUGACUCAGGGGCUGGACGCCCGGAGGCAGAGGAUACACAAAGAGCGUCUGCAGGAACCAAAUCCCAGACUGCCUGUUGACAGCAUGGGCACGGGCACGUGGCCAAGAGCCAGAUGUGCACACUAGCUGGUCUUCAGGGAUUUGUGAGCUGGAGGGUGGCGAGGGAAGCAACAUUCCUCUCAUUUGAAUUAAUGCUUUUGGCUCCAGAAGUCAAAUUUCAGAUUUUUUAAAAUUUUUUCUUUACCGUCUACUGUCCUGAUGGUGUUUAAUGUUACAGUCCUACUGAGAGUGGCAGAAGACGAGAUGUAUUUUCUAUUGAUGAAUCUGCUGUACUGAGAGAAUGUACUAAGAUGUUUUCUUUAACUCACCUGAACGUGGUUUUGGAGAGCAACUGCCUCCCGUGCCUUAAAGAAACAAAUAAAUCGGUACUUCUCUG
Messenger RNA from Oryzias melastigma (Indian medaka), 2442 nucleotides. RefSeq names its product family with sequence similarity 83 member D (gene sack1d). Lineage: Eukaryota; Metazoa; Chordata; Actinopteri; Beloniformes; Adrianichthyidae. The record is from RefSeq and is a predicted model, not a curated record. Gene Ontology annotation, biological process: regulation of ERK1 and ERK2 cascade; positive regulation of cell cycle G1/S phase transition; protein localization to mitotic spindle. The transcript is spliced from 5 exons. Gene Ontology annotation, cellular component: cytosol; mitotic spindle pole. Bases 453 to 2132 code for a protein of 559 amino acids.